Symbiodinium sp. CCMP2456 is the source of this 1125-nucleotide messenger RNA. Lineage: Eukaryota; Dinophyceae; Suessiales; Symbiodiniaceae. The record is from the annotation of a GenBank genome assembly.
AUGGCGGGCAAAGGCAAGCAGCGCACCACGGAGAUGGAGCAGGAGAUAGCCGUGGCCACCCAGACCUAUGAACAGCAGCGCUCCAUGACUGGAGCCGAGGUGUACGCCGCCCAACAGAGGCUUUGGUUCGAGACGCGCCACAAGAGAGGACCACCUUCCACGGCGGUUUCCUCCUUGGCUACACCGCAGGUCGAGCAGGACGCAGAUAUGACAGCGGCAGAGCCCGCAACCGGAACGGCGGCUACUCAGCCGAGGCUUUUUCAGCCGAUUACCAUGACCACCGAGGCGGCCUACCAGGUCACAGCUGGACAGCGUGGUGUGGACAUCAACGACUCGGCUCAGAUGGCCCAGUACUUGGCUACACCGCUGACGACGAGAGCCCAAGUGCUGGAAACGAUUCGGGAUUAUCACGUUUCUGUGAUUCGCCCCGAAAUGUACAACCUGGUGACCCAGAUGGAGUCCGUCCUCGCUACCCUGGAUGAUAGGCUACUCCGCCAGCAGGAGAUGCCACCAACAGACCGGUUGGAGAUGAUCAACUGGAUGCUGGGAAGAGUGGAGGAGGUGCGCCAGUUUUUGAUGGCCCGCCAGUACAACGCCACGGAUUCCUGCAACCUCUGGUACCUUAGCGCGCUCCAGGUGGACCCCGGCACACCCCCAGCAGGUGAGGGCAAGUGGUCGUCGGCUACAACGCUCCUUUUCAAGUCGUGGGAUCUCAGGCGCGCUUUCAUGGGCGUCUACAGCUCUGGUGGCACACCUUUGUGGCGAGAUGGUGCUGCAGUCAAAGGGUACCACGUGAGAUGCGCUCCAUCUUCCCCUCAGUUUCAGAGGAAACUCGAGCUCCCUCUUCGAGUGAUUUUAAAUUUGUACAGCACAUACAAGGAGCUUCAGGGUACAACGCCUGGUCAGCUGACCAUUUUAUGGCGCACGCUCACCAUGAUGGCUCCCUCUGAUACUCGAGCUUUUAACUCGCAGGCCACGGCCUGGGCCCGCUUGAUUUAUCUUGAGCAGGACGGCCAGUUUAAGGCUCGCCUCGAAGUUGUGAAGGAGUUGAUGGAGAUGCUGCGGAGUACACCGCCACCAUCCUCCACGGAGACCUCCCUUUGGAACCAUUGCUGGAACAGCAUU